CAGUGUAGCCCUGCUCGAAAUACACAAAGCAAAAGUGAAAAAAGAGAGGCAUACAAAAAUAAUCACAAAAAAAGAAAAUUCAAUGAAAGAAAAGUUGAAUGCGGCAACAAACAGAAUAUAAUACAAUUAAACUGCAACUCGUAAUAAGUGAAGUGCCUGUGAACAGUUAAACGACACCAACAAAUUAUCCAAGCAAAAAGAAAAAAACAAAGUCACAACACAAAAUGGCCACCAGCGAGAUUUCGAGCUCCAAUGAGCGACACUAUUAUGCGAAGCUGGAGGCCAUCAAGGACAUAAGGGACAAAACGCUGACGCUGGAGAAGCUCAAGGUGCGCAUUAUUAAGGAAGUAAAACUAAGCGACGACGAGGAGAAGUGCCUCGAUGAAUAUCGCAAGGAAAUGGAACAUCUGCUCGAAGAGAAAAUGUCACACGUGGAGGAGCUGCGUCAAAUCCAUGCCGACAUCAACGACAUGGAGAAUAUCAUCAAGCAAACGAAGGAGAAUCAAACGCGCUCAUUUGACAUGGCCAAUCGUGUCUACGAGGAAUAUCUGGCGCUUAAAUAUCAAAUCGAUCACAUGCGACGCGAUUACCUAGGUCUCAGUCCUUUGCGUGAUCUACAUGAGGAGGAGGGCAGUCCCAUCUCUAAGGAUCGCUUCCAAACAAAUUUCCUCAAGGUGGCCGCCCAAUCAGCAGCCGCCGCUGCUGCUGCAGCGGCUGCCGCAGCCGCAGCUGCCUCACAGCCUGCUUCGUUGGCGCGUCCUCAUGCCCGGCAUCCAUUGAUGCCGGAAGCGACGGUCACCGCUUUGCCACCGAAUGCCGCAGCUGCGUCUGCAGCUGGUGGCGGCGGCAGCGGUGGAGGAGCUGGAGGACCAGGAGGCGGCGGUGGUGGUGGCGUUCCUGGUGGUCAUGCAUUUAUGCCGCCAGCUCCUCCGGGUGCAGCGGGCAGCGCUGGCGCUGCAGCGGCUGCGGCUGCUGUGGCUGCGGCACGCUUGGGUAAAACAGAUUUCUCGGCACCGCCGCCACCGCCACCGUCGGCAACAAAUCGUCUGCAGCAAUCGCCAUCGAUAGGCAUGGGACAUCAUCCGUCAUUUCGCUCCGAUUUCAAUGUGAAUCUGCGUCAGCAGCCGCCACCCAUGAAGUCCUGCUUGUCGUGCCAUCAGCAAAUCCAUCGCAAUGCGCCAAUUUGUCCACUGUGCAAGGCCAAGUCGCGUUCCCGCAAUCCCAAAAAGCCCAAAAAAGAAGAAUAACUAAAAUGGGAGGGGCAAAUGGUCAAGAACUCAACUCACAAACUCAAAAAUUACAACUUGAAAAGCCAAUCGGGCAUUAUACUAAAUUGUAGUAUGCAUAUAUAUGUUCCAUGUAUUGAAUUGGAAUCAUUUCACAAUUAACUGUUUUUUUUUAUUUGAUUAUAUUUUUUAUUUAUUUAUUUACACAAUGAAAGUAUUACAAUUUUUUUCUCAUAACCAAUUAGCUUGUAAGGUCGCUAAAAAAAACUAAAAGAAAAAAAUUAAAAAAAAAAAUAAUGUUCUCAUAUUUUCGUGUCAUUAUGAUUAUUAUUAAUAUUAUUAGUAUGCUUAUGUUAAUAUUAAAUUGUAAGUGAGAAUGCAAAUGUAGAUAUUCUACAUUUUAAACAAUAAGCGAAAUACAGUGUCAAAUUGAACUUUAAAAAAAAAACUACAAUUUUU
Messenger RNA from Drosophila sulfurigaster albostrigata, 1685 nucleotides. Its product is annotated as zinc finger C4H2 domain-containing protein. Gene Ontology annotation, biological process: positive regulation of neuron differentiation. NCBI's taxonomy places the organism in Eukaryota, Metazoa, Arthropoda, Insecta, Diptera, Drosophilidae. The transcript has a single exon. The coding region runs from base 225 to 1247 and encodes 340 amino acids. Gene Ontology annotation, cellular component: nucleus. The record is from RefSeq and is a predicted model, not a curated record.